AUGUCGUCGAUUUUCGGUUCCGGUCCCACCGCUCCCCCUCAGACCUCCGAGGAGAUCAAGGCUGCCGUCGUGCUCCAGCUCCAGCAGGAGGCCGCCAUGUCGAACGCCCGUUCCCUGAUCGGAAAAAUCAACAAGCACUGCUUCAAGGCUUGCGUUCCCGCCCCCGGCUCCUCGCUCUCAUCCAAGGAGAACACUUGCCUGUCUAACUGCAUGGAGAAGUACAUUGCCAUGUGGAACGCCACAAACAAGACCUACAUCGCUCGCAUCGCCGUGGAGACCAAGCGUAUGGGUGGUCAGGAUGCUGCUGCCAUUGCCUCUAUGGCUACCGGCGUGCCCGAGGGCGGCGGUGGUAUUCUGGGCUAA
This is a messenger RNA of Penicillium paradoxum, 363 nucleotides long. RefSeq names its product protein translocase subunit TIM13 (gene tim13). The transcript is spliced from 2 exons. NCBI's taxonomy places the organism in Eukaryota, Fungi, Ascomycota, Eurotiomycetes, Eurotiales, Aspergillaceae. Bases 1 to 363 code for a protein of 120 amino acids. The record is from RefSeq and is a predicted model, not a curated record.